This is a messenger RNA of Cinara cedri, 5161 nucleotides long. The record is from the annotation of a GenBank genome assembly. NCBI's taxonomy places the organism in Eukaryota, Metazoa, Arthropoda, Insecta, Hemiptera, Aphididae.
AUGUUUUCGAUUUUCUGUUUAAUUAUUUGUCUAAUUUAUGUCAUUAUUCCCCAAGCUGAUUCUACAUAUUUAAAACCGCCACUGUCGACCUUUGAAGUAGUGAAUGAACGCAACGAGAAAACACAAAAUUAUAACAAACGUAGUCCAAUAUACGAUUUUGUCGUGGUCGGUGCAGGCAGUGCUGGAAUAGUUGUGGCGAAUCGACUAUCAGAGGUAAUGAAAUAAUAUAUUAUUAGUUAGCUAAAUUAUUUGUAUUUACUUUCUCUCUUGAUGCGGUCGAGCGCAGUGGUGGUUUUUCGGAGGGGGGGGGAGUCUGUCCAGGGGGCCUGGACCUCCCAGACUCCGAGUUUAGACUAAGAAAAGUAGAUUUUGUGUUAUAAUUUUUACAUUAAACUAAAACUCUGUUGUUGAUUAAAAAAUAGGGACAACCGUGUAUAUAAGCAAAACAUUAAUAUGCAAGUUAAUUAAUAAAUGUUGGGUAAAUAUAUUUUGUAGGUUAAAUAUAUGUUAAGUUAAUAUCAUAGGACGCAUCCCCAGAAAAAAGUUCAAAAACUGCCACUGAUCGAGCGUAUACGCGGGUAUACUGUAGGUACACACUUCUUGGUUUUUCGACAAUGUGUAUACUCAAAACUUUUAUGUCUACCUGAAACGUUGGUAUACGUUCACAGAAAUGCGUAUACUUAGUAUACUAGUUAUUAUUCACGUAUACGUCUUGUUUAUUAUUAAUUGUUAUCAAAACAUCGUAUAUCGAUGCAUGUUAUCACAACGAUUCAACAAUGUUUGAAAACAGACAGUGACCUUUUAUUUUUUUUUGCACCAAACUGUUGCUAAUAAUUAAGACUUGUCACUUAAUGCUCUUAAAAAGUAUUAAAUAUUAAUACAUUUAAAAAAGUACAAAUAUACUUAUAAAGUAAUCAAUCAUUUUGGAAAGAGAUAAAAAUGCUGACAAUAAAGCUUUACAUAAAUAUUGUGAGAGUAAACACUUUUUUGGAAUAUUAAUUACUAGCUGUUGAACUUCGGUGUUUUUAUUCUUUUUAUUUUUCCUAAUAACUGCUCGUUAAUGUUUUUCAGUAUUAAUGUGCCGAGUUACAACAAAUUGUCUUGUCACUGUUUAGUGUUUACUUCCAUCUGAUAAACAUACAAAAUAGAAUAAUUCCAUCGGUUACAAAUAUAUCCGUACCGUACUCCAAUACGAAACUUUUUAAACGAUAUGUCACGAAUUGUGUCAUUUUCAGCAUUUUCAGCAAUGAAAUAAAAAUAAUAUAAUCGAAAAAACUGUACGAUAGAACGAACAACACUAACUCGCUAAUGGAUUAGUCGAAACAGAUAGUUUUGUUUACGGGUAAGUAUAUUCAGACCCGUCGUAAGAUAUUUUCUGCCCUAAAGCGAACAUUUUACUGUCGUAUAUUUGACGAUUAUAAAUUUCAUUUUUCCGCUUCAAUUUUUUUAAAUUCUAUGCUAUGCCUCCCUAAAGAAACGCAAGUCUUGCUUGUAUCCUAACGACUGGCCUGGGUAUACCAAUGCAACCAACUAUAGCCAUUCAAUGAUUUCCUAUGAAUUUGAAUAGAAGCUAUUAGAUAAAUAUUUGAAAAACACGAUACAAUAAUAACCAAUGAUAAUUUUAAAACUAACGCAUCUGCUUAUUUAUUACUAAAUGUUUAAAUAAUAUUAGAAUGCAUCGUCAAACAUCCAUUUAAAAAUGGUAAAAUUAAGAAAUAUGCUUUUAAAACUACAAAAUCACUAAAUAUGUAAACAAAUGUACUAUAAACUUUUGAUAUAUUUUUCGUUGUUUUGAUUUAUAACUUACUGAACAAUAAAUCUAAUAGAGUAAUAGCCCACAAAUAGGUUAGGUUAGGUUCAUUUAGAGCACCGGUGCUGGCGGUUUCAUGGUGCCAGUGUGACGCUUCCUCCAUUACCUUGGCGUAGUCCUGGAUACCAGGCUGACGUUCGGCCCGCAUCAUCAGACGGUCGCUGGAAAGGCGGUGGAGGCGGCCAUCACUAAUGCUGAACGUAGGGAAAAUGUAUUUUUAAAUUUUACAAUAAAUAUAUUAAAAAUUUCGAAAAAUAGAAAAAGCUAUAAAAAGAAAUACAAAUAAUAAUUACUAUAAGGGUUCAAAUUCAGAUGCGUGAUAUUUUUAUUUGAAAUUAUAAUGAAUUUUUUAUUUAAAGAUAGAAAAUUGGAAAGUACUGUUAAUUGAAGCUGGUCAAGAUGCUGAGAAAUUUAUGGACAUCCCAGCAGCUGCCAGCCGAUUACAGACUAUGUCAAUUAAUUGGAACUACAGAACAGUCCCAAUGAAUAAUUCUUGUUUAAGUAAAUACCUAAUUUUAAACUACACAAAUUAAAAUGUAUAAGCUAUAUAAUAAUAAUUGCCUAUUUACCACCUGCAUAGGUUUUGAAGAGCGUCGAUGUAAAUUUCCAAGAGGAAAAGUCAUGGGUGGUAGUAGUACAUUAAAUUACAUGAUAUACACACGUGGUAAUAGAAAGGAUUACGACAAUUGGGCAAAAAUGGGAAACACGGGUAAAUAUUUAGGUUUUUUUUUUUAACCGAGUUUAAAUUAUACGAAAUAUUUUGAUAUUAUAUAUUAUAGGAUGGAAUUAUGAUGAAGUUUUGAAGUAUUUCAUCAAAUCAGAAAACGCCAGUGUUUCUAAUGCCGACAUGGACUAUCGUGGACAGAGUGGAUUAUUAUCAGUAAGCGAUGUUCCGUACAGGACAACUAUAGCAAAAGCUUUUGUGGAUGCUGGAUCACAAAUUGGACUCCCUGUUAUAGACGUUAAUGGAGAAAGACAAGUCGGGAUUAAUUAUAUACAGGUAGACCUAUAGACCUAUAGACAGCUAGACUGCUAAUGGGCGCGUCAUUGCAGUAUGUGGGAAUAAUGAACCUCGUGUGUUAAAUUUUCAAGUAUUUUUGUUUGGUCAAUCAAUUUUAUCCAUAUAUUUUGCCUACUAAUGAAAAAUUCGAAAAUGUAAAAUGCUUAUGUAUAGUUCAAAAAACGCCAUAAUAAUUUUAUCCCAUGUAGAAAAGAAUAAUAUAAGUAUUUAGUAUUUAAUAAUAUAUAGUAUUUAGUUCAGGAAAUUUCUGCUCCCUUUAUGAUAAUUUUUAGCGGAUUUAUAAAAGCUGUCCAAGGAUAAUGGGAACGGGUGCAGCCACUGUUGUAGGUGGGAAGUUGGGAAGGUAGGAUACAGAAGGGAAUUUAAUGUAUAUCUGUAACUAUUGCUUAUCAUAUAAACCAGGGGACUUCAACCUUUUUAUGUAGUGGGCCACGUAUUAUUUUCUAUAAAUCUUACAGGCCGCAUUCGUAGUAAACAAGUGUAUUUUAUACAAAAAUUAAAUUAUAUUAUUAAAACAUAUAUAGUUUAACAUAUUUCAAUUGUGUAUUACAAAUUAUUUAUUAUAUAUUUAUUUUGAUAACUGAUAACUGACAUUUUACUAAUUUUUCUAUAUUUGAUUGAAUUUGAGAUGAUUAUCAGCGAAUUUUCUAAGUGUAUGUCAGUUAACCGAGCUCUAGUUUUCGAUUUGACACUUUUCAUUCGUGAAAAUAUAUGCUUAUAAGUAACACUUAUGAGCAUACUCGGAAACCACACUGGUAUUUACCAAUUAUCUCUAAGGCAUACUUUUUGAUUUUGUUUAAUAUAGUAGUAGAGAGUAUCUUAUAAUUAGUAUCCAGCAGAUUUAUUCAUCUAUAGAUCUUCGUGUUUGUUGGGUCAUCUUUCUUAAAGAUGAAGCAUAGGAUAGAUGUGUUUCAGUAUAUUUUUUCACUCUUCCAUAUACAUAAAAUAAAGAGAUGAAGGGUUUUUAUAGGUCUUUUUUGGGAGUUGAUAUUUUUUCCUCCGGUGCUUUAUUAUUUUGUAAGGAUUUUACAAAUAGCUUAAUUUCGUCCAAACUGGGUUCGGGUAAUUCUGAUUCGGCCAUUUGGCACACUAAUAUUUCACAUGGACUGUACCUCGUAUACACUUAUUUAAAUAUUAUAAUAAAACGUUAUAAGUAUAUAGUUUUAUAAUUUUAAUUUUGAAAAUUUGUUCAGGCUACUAUGAAAGAUGGUCGUCGUUGCAGUACAAACACAGCGUUUUUGUUUUCGGCGAAAACCAGAUCUAAUUUGUUUGUAAAAAAAAACAGCAUGGUAACACGUAUAUUAAUUGAAAAACAUUCAAAAAAAGCAAUAGGAGUAGAAUUUAUUUCAAAAAACAAAAAAUACAGAGUGUUUAUAAAGAAAGAAGUAAUUAUUUCUGCUGGGGCUAUUAACUCGCCACAGUUACUUAUGUUAUCAGGAAUUGGACCAAAAUGGCAUUUAGAAGAUAAACAUAUUCCGUUAGUUGAAAAUUUACCGGUUGGUGAAAAUUUGAUGGAUCAUGUGGCAUUAGGAAGUUUGAGUAUUAUUAUAAACGAUACUAUUUCAUUAAAGGCCAAUAGGAUAUUGUCAAAUCCUCUAAAUUUAUAUACGUUUAUUUCAAAACACCAAGGUCCUUUUACAAUACCCGGUGGCGCAGAAGCCUUGGCAUUUAUAGAUUUAGACCAACCUGGAUUUAAAAAUGGGCAUCCAAACUUAGAAUUACUCUUGGUAUCAGGAUUGUAUUCUGGUAAUAAAGAUGUUUAUAGAUUGUUUGGUUUAGAAACACAUAUUUAUAAUAAGGUGUAUAGGCCUACUGAGAAAAUGGAUGGCUUUAUAAUAUUUCCAAUGAUUAUGCGGCCUAAAAGUAAAGGUCGUCUAUGGUUGGAAGACAGAAAUCCAUUUCAUCAUCCGUUGAUCGAUCCAAACUACUUCACCGAUGAAGCUGACCUGGACGUAGCUGUAGCCGGAGUAAGAAUUGUGCAAAAAAUGUUAGAAACAGAUGCAAUGAAGAAAUUAAACGCUAAAAUACUUGAUACGCCAUUACCAGGUUGUACUCAAUACAAAUUCGACACUGACGAAUAUUGGAAAUGUUCUGCUAAACAAAUAAGCUUCACGAUUUAUCACCAGUCUGGUACGUGUAAAAUGGGACCCAUGGAAGAUCCUACAACUGUGGUGGAUCCAAAAUUACGUGUACAUGGUAUACAACAUUUGAGAAUUAUAGAUGCAUCGAUUAUACCAGAAAUUCCAGCUGCUCAUACUAAUGGACCAACUAUAAUGAUCGGAGAAAAAGGUGCUGACAUGAUUAAAAAUGAUUGGAAUUUAGAAAUAUAA